Linum trigynum is the source of this 438-nucleotide messenger RNA. NCBI's taxonomy places the organism in Eukaryota, Viridiplantae, Streptophyta, Magnoliopsida, Malpighiales, Linaceae. The record is from the annotation of a GenBank genome assembly.
AUGGUGGUGGGGGAGGAUGAGUCAGAGGAGUGGGAGCCAUCUUUGAAGAGUAAGGGCGCCUUGGAGGAUUAUUCGGAUGCAACAUUAUCGGAUGGAGCUGCGGACCAGUUUGUGAUUAAGAGUCGGGCUCCUCUGGUGGUGGAUGCAGCGGAUAAGCAGAUGGUGCCGGGACGGGUCAAGCAGGUUGUACAGGCGUUCGAGGCUUGCAAAAUGGUGGGUAAUGAUGCUGAGAAGGUGGGCGAUGUAGUCCAGAUUGAUGAAUAUGGUUUGAAUGUUGAAUGGAUGGGGGGAGGUGGCCGUAAGCGUUUGUGGAGCGAGGCGAUGGUGGAUGGGGAGGAGAGCUCCAUGGUGAAGAAGCAAUUUGUGGAAGAGGUGGAGGAAGAGAUGCUGAAAUCGGUGGAGGAAGCCAGCCGGAAAUGGCCCCAGCCGGAUAAAUGA